CUGUGUCUCGGAUUCCCCAGGUCGAGGAGAACUUUGUCGCGUGAAAUCAGAGACUUUAUCUGGAAGCUGAGGGGAUUGUCUCUCGACUUUGCCAAAAUGACCUCACAUCUCGGUGUUCAGCCAUCGCUCGACACAGUGCGCGAAGCCCUGGCCGCCGCCGUCAAUUCGCCCAAUCCUCCCAACCUCGUUCCUGUCUUCUCCUCGAUAUCUGCCGAAUUCCUCACACCCUCAAGCAUCUAUCUCAAGAUCGCCGCCAAAUCCAAAUCGAAGCUCUCGUUUCUGUUUGAAAGUGCUGCUACCACAGAGACCAUAGGAAGAUAUAGCUUUGUUGGCGCCGAUCCACGAAAGGUACUCAAAACCGGCCCCGGCCAUGGCGAAGAAAAAGACCCUCUCCCAAUCCUCGAGAAAGAGCUCGCAAAGAGCGUCGUUGCCACUGUCCCCUCGAUACAAUUACCUCCCAUGACUGGCGGUGCUGUUGGAUAUGUUGGAUACGAUUGCGUCAAAUACUUUGAACCAAAGACACGCAGAGACGAUGUGAAGGAUGUAUUGGGCGUCCCGGAGAGUGUUUUUAUGCUUUUCGACACGGUGGUGGCGUUGGAUCACUUCGCGCAGGUCGUGAAGGUCAUUACCUAUGUACAAGUUCCCGACAAUCUUGACGACUUGGAAAAGGCAUACAAUGAUGCUACAACAACACUGCAAAGAUACAUUACCAUCUUGAAGGAUAAGGAGGUGCCAAUGCCCGAGCAAGCACCAAUUGUGGAAGGACAUGAAUACAAGUCUAAUAUCGGACAAGAGGGCUAUGAAGGCCACGUUAAGAAAUUGAAGGAGCACAUCAAUGUCGGCGACAUCAUUCAGGCCGUACCAUCACAACGAUUCGCUAGGCCGACGUCUUUACACCCCUUCAACAUCUACCGCCAUCUACGAAACGUCAACCCGUCUCCGUAUCUGUUCUACGUCGACUGUGAUGAUUUCCAGAUUGUGGGAGCCAGCCCAGAGCUUCUGGUGAAGGAAGAAUUGGGAAGAAUCAUCACACACCCAAUCGCAGGUACCGUUAAGAGAGGCAAGACCAUGCGGGAGGACGCAGCCCUAGCAGAGGAGCUGGCCAAUUCCAUCAAGGAUCGCGCCGAACACGUCAUGUUGGUCGACUUGGCGAGAAAUGACGUAAAUCGAGUUUGCGACCCGCUCACUACGCGAGUCGACAAAUUAAUGGUUGUCCAAAAGUUUUCGCAUGUGCAACAUCUCGUCUCCGAGGUUUCUGGAGUGUUGCGGCCAGGGAAAACGCGGUUUGACGCGUUCCGUUCCAUCUUCCCCGCCGGGACCGUGAGCGGAGCGCCAAAAGUGCGCGCUAUGGAACUGAUCGCCGAGCUUGAGAAGGAGAAGCGUGGGGUGUAUGCCGGAGCCGUGGGAUACUUCGGGUACGGCAGCGUGGACGGGGAAAAGGCGAUUGAAGGUGCCAUGGAUACAUGCAUUGCAUUGCGGACGAUGGUCAUCAAAGACGGCAUCGCUUAUCUACAAGCCGGGGGAGGCAUCGUGUUCGACUCUGACCCAUAUGACGAGUGGAUGGAAACAAUAAACAAGCUUGGGGCGAAUACGCAAUGCAUCGUAGCAGCAGAGCGAAAACACUUGGAAGAACAGCAGGAGGCUGGCGAAGGCGCAAACUAG
Periconia digitata is the source of this 1662-nucleotide messenger RNA. NCBI's taxonomy places the organism in Eukaryota, Fungi, Ascomycota, Dothideomycetes, Pleosporales, Periconiaceae. The record is from the annotation of a GenBank genome assembly.